CUGCACCUGAGAACAGAGGGGCGGCCUGUCUCUGUCUGUCUGUGUGAUGGGCGACAGCACAGGUAAGUACCAGCUGCACGACCCCUGCACCUGAGAACCGUCUGUCUGAUUGAUCCUGAGAGGAGUUGAGUUUGUUCCGUAGUAAACGGCUGUAUCUUAAGGACCUGCUUUUCCAGCUUCUAUAAAAGCUUGCAUUGAGAUUUUGCUACAGGGAGCUCGGUGUGCAUGCCACUGUGUAAACCGGCUUUGAGACAGCCUUGUUUGGUCCGUUAUAUUCUAGAUCAGCUCUGUUUAAUUUAGAUCUACGUUCACUUGUGCAGGAAUUUGUAAUAAUUAUUAUUGUUCAGCCCAUGAACUUUGUCCUGCCACUAAUGAAGCUUGUUGUAGGUGACAUUUUAAAGCAGUUUUCACCAUGUGAAUAACUUGAUUUGAGCUACUUAGUGAACAUUGCUUAACCUUUCCCUUACACCUAGCUGUUGAAAAGUUUACUGAUUUUCUGUGAGCUUUAUCAGUAUUACUGUGGGAGAGACAGGGUUUGUUAGUUUUCAAUUGGAGCGUCUGAAGCACAGGGCAGCAAUGUGGUGUGCUCAAGGUCGUGUGCCCUGUCCUGUGCUGGCAGCAGUGUGGUGUGCUCAAGGUCGUGUGCCAUGCCCCGUGCUGGCAGCAGUGUGGUGUGCUCAAGGUCGUGUGCCCUGUCCCGUGCUGGCAGCAGUGUGGUGUGCUCAGGGUCGUGUGCCCUGUCCCGUGCUGGCAGCAGUGUGGUGUGCUCAGGGUCGUGUGCCCUGUCCCAUGCUGGCAACAGUGUGGUGUGCUCAGGGUCGUGUGCCCUGUCCCGUGCUGGCAGCAGUGUGGUGUGCUCAGGGUCGUGUGCCCUGUCCCGUGCUGGCAGCAGUGUGGUGUGCUCAAGGUCGUGUGCCCUGUCCUGUGCUGGCAGCAGUGUGGUGUGCUCAAGGUCGUGUGCCAUGCCCCGUGCUGGCAGCAGUGUGGUGUGCUCAAGGUCGUGUGCCCUGUCCCGUGCUGGCAGCAGUGUGGUGUGCUCAGGGUCGUGUGCCCUGUCCCGUGCUGGCAGCAGUGUGGUGUGCUCAGGGUCGUGUGCCCUGUCCCGUGCUGGCAGCAGUGUGGUGUGCUCAAGGUCGUGUGCCAUGCCCCGUGCUGGCAGCAGUGUGGUGUGCUCAGGGUCGUGUGCCCUGUCCCAUGCUGGCAACAGUGUGGUGUGCUCAGGGUCGUGUGCCCUGUCCCGUGCUGGCAGCAGUGUGGUGUGCUCAGGGUCGUGUGCCCUGUCCCGUGCUGGCAGCAGUGUGGUGUGCUCAAGGUCGUGUGCCAUGCCCCGUGCUGGCAGCAGUGUGGUGUGCUCAAGGUCGUGUGCCCUGUCCCGUGCUGGCAGCAGUGUGGUGUGCUCAGGGUCGUGUGCCAUGCCCCGUGCUGGCAGCAGUGUGGUGUGCUCAGGGUCGUGUGCCAUGCCCCGUGCUGGCAGCAGUGUGGUGUGCUCAAGGUCGUGUGCCCUGUCCCGUGCUGGCAGCAGUGUGGUGUGCUCGAGGUUGUGUGCCCUGUCCCGUGCUGGCAGCAGUGUGGUGUGCUCAAGGUCGUGUGCCCUGUCCCGUGCUGGCAGCAGUGUGGUGUGCUCGAGGUUGUGUGCCCUGUCCCGUGCUGGCAGCAGGGCGCUCCAGUGACUCUCUGCCCUGUGCUCCUG
Molecule: messenger RNA, 1690 nt
Organism: Acipenser ruthenus (sterlet)
Lineage: Eukaryota; Metazoa; Chordata; Actinopteri; Acipenseriformes; Acipenseridae
Product: keratin-associated protein 5-1-like
Exons: 1
Coding region: 648-1670 (340 amino acids)
Source: RefSeq, a predicted model, not a curated record